Linderina pennispora is the source of this 585-nucleotide messenger RNA. RefSeq lists its product as uncharacterized. The transcript has a single exon. Bases 80 to 388 code for a protein of 102 amino acids. Lineage: Eukaryota; Fungi; Kickxellomycota; Kickxellomycetes; Kickxellales; Kickxellaceae. The record is from RefSeq and is a predicted model, not a curated record.
CCUCUAAUUCCCCACACAUUCCCUCAUAUUCGUUCGCAACCGUCUGAGGAGCCAUUCAAAUUUACCUCUGCACACUAUAAUGGCGCGCAUUCCGUUCGGCCAACCAGGACCAGUCUCCGCCUGUGUCCUGCUAUUUGCUCUAUCGAGUAUAGUAGCUGCCACGACCAACAUCCCGGCCACCAUGACAAGCGCACGCGCCCUCCCACCGGGGCUCAGCAUGCGACAAACGCGCAAGAUCCAGCUAUUUGGUGACAUCUAUGCCCGCUGGUGUGUUAGCAACAGCGAAUGCCGCCCGUCCAUCGCGACAAUCCGAAUAUUGUAUCACAACGCAACGGCGAUGGCACGAACCCAGUUCCACAUGCAGCGGUUGCGUCGCCAGAGACACUGAGCGACACGAAAGAUCUUCAUUCUGUUGGCUGCCAUCGUAUUCCUGUUCCUCUUAGCCCUGGGUAUUGCUAUGGCGCGCGUAUCGACAAGUCGGCGACGCCAACAAGAGGAACAUAUUGCGCAGCAGAUCAUAACUGCUGCUCGUCCGCCCGAGACGCUGAACAAAUCGAUUCUCGAUAUCUUGCCCGUGUUUGAGGU